CAAUCUGCUUCAUCUUGAUUCUGCAGCAUUCCAAACUGUGGUAUCCUUGGGGUUCUCUUAACAUUGCUAUGGUGCAGAAGAUUUAAAAUCAGCUGAUGUUCACAAGGAAUAGAGUCACGUGAUGUAUGAAGGGAAACAUAUACACUUCUCUGAGGUUGACAAUAAGCCCUUGUGCUCAUAUAGCCCCAAACUGUGCAAGCAGCGGCGACUCAACGGCUACGCUUUCUGUAUCAGACACGUUCUGGAGGACAAGACUGCUCCCUUCAAGCAAUGUGAAUAUGUGGCCAAGUAUAACAGCCAACGCUGCACCAACCCCAUCCCCAAAUCAGAGGAUCGUAGGUACUGCAACAGCCACUUGCAGGUACUUGGCUUUAUCCCGAAAAAAGAGAGGAAGAAAAAGAAUGAUCCUAUAGAUGAGGUAAAGGUCAGGCACCAGAUGGAUACCAUGGCCUUUAGCCUGACGGUGCCCACGUUGGCCUUGAAGAUGCCCAAUGGACUGGAUGGAAUGUCCCUCUCUCCACCAGGGGCAAGGGUCCCUCUCCACUACCUGGAAACUGAGUUAGAAGACCCAUUUGCUUUCAACGAGGAAGAUGAUGACCUAAAGAAAGGGGCAACUGUGAGAAAGAAGUUGCAGAGCAAGUUGGCCCAGAAUCGGCAACGCCAGAGAGAGACAGAGAUUUUAAAAGUUCGGCAAGAGCACUUUAGUCCCCCUCCUGCACCGUCACAGCAGCAGGCCCCGCAGCAGCACUCCCACCUGCCACCUCUAUCCACUUCUUUGAAACCUCCAGCGCCACCGCAGGGUUUAGUCUGCAAGUCACCUCAACCUCAGAACACCAGCCUACCAAUGCAGGGAGUGGCACCCACCACACACACUAUAGCACAAACAAGGCAGUUGUCUCAUAAGAGAUCUCUGCCCCUCCUGCCAUCUAGUAGGGCUCCUGUCACGGACCCACCCAGGACUGACCGGGUCCUUAUGAAAGCCACAGCCUUCUCUCCACGCUUUUCUUGUAUAAGUCGACUGCAGAGACUGGUGAAACUGUGCACCCAGAAACAUCAGUUGGAUACUGAUCUGUUUCCCCAUUUAGGGUUGGACUGGUCAGAAGAGAGUGGGGAGGAACUGGAGGACUCAGAGCAGGCCUCACCAUACCAGGUGGCAUGGUCCAUCCGAGAAACCCUCAGAUAUGAAAGACACGCGUCAGAUGAUGAUGAUACAGAGAGUAGGAGCUCCAGGGUGACCCAACUUUGCACUUACUUUCAGCAGAAAUAUAAGCAUCUCUGCCGCCUAGAGCGGGCAGAAUCUCGUCAAAAGAAAUGCCGGCAUACGUUUAGGAAAGCCUUGCUGCAGGCGGCCAGUAGAGAGCCGGAAUGCACCGGGCAGUUAAUACAAGAACUGCGGAGAGCUGCGUGUAGUCGAACCAGCAUAAGCCGGACCAAGUCGAGAGAGGGAGAGCCAGCAGCAUGUAGUGGAACUGUGAAGGGUGAACCCUGCACGAACAAAGCCCUUCCGUUCACCAGACAUUGUUUCCAACAUAUCCUCUUGAACCGCUCUCAGCAGCUCUUCUCAAGUUGCACGGCCAAGUUUGCAGACGGACAGCAGUGCUCUGUGCCAGUUUUUGAUAUUACACACCAGACACCUCUGUGUGAAGAACAUGCCAAAAAAAUGGAUAAUUUCUUGAGAGGAGAUAGCUCUCGUAAAGUUCAGCACCAGCAACAGAGGAAACCCAGGAAAAAAACAAAGCCUCCUGCACUUACCAAAAAACACAAAAAGAAGAGAAGGCGUGGACCUCGUCGACCCCAAAAACCCAUUCCCCCUGCAGUGCCCCAAGGGAACCUCAGCAUGCCCGCCAGCGUCUCACUGCCAGUGGAGGCCACCCAGAUCCGGAGCCCAUCCACGCCAGAGCUGAGUGCUGAUGAGUUGCCGGAUGACAUUGCCAACGAGAUCACUGACAUUCCACAUGACUUGGAAUUGAACCAGGAGGACUUCGCAGACGUCCUGCCACGGCUGCCUGAUGACUUACAAGAUUUUGAUUUUUUUGAAGGAAAGAAUGGAGACCUCCUCCCGACUACCGAAGAGGCUGAGGAACUUGAACGGGCCUUGCAGGCUGUAACUUCUCUCGAGUGCCUGAGUACCAUUGGGGUACUUACCCAGUCAGAUGGUGUGCCAGUCCAGGAGCUGUCAGAUAGAGGGAUAGGGGUGUUCUCCACAGGUACUGGAGCUUCAGGAAUUCAGUCCUUGAGCCGAGAAGUAAACACAGACCUCGGGGAGCUAUUGAAUGGGCGUAUAGUACAUGAUAAUUUUUCUAGUCUCGAGCUGGAUGAGAACCUGCUCCGUUCUGCUACCUUGUCUAACCCACCUACACCCCUGGCAGGGCAGAUCCAGGGGCAGUUCUCUGCCCCAGCCAACGUUGGCCUUACUUCUGCCACUCUGAUCAGCCAGAGUGCACUUGGGGAGAGAGCCUUCCCAGGACAGUUUCAUGGACUUCAUGAUGGCAGCCAUGCCUCCCAGAGGCCACAUCCUGCCCAGCUGCUGAGCAAGGCAGAUGACCUAAUCACCUCACGACAGCAAUACAGCAGUGAUCAUUCACACUCCUCGCCCCAUGGAAGCCAUUAUGAUAGUGAGCACGUGCCGUCUCCCUACAGUGACCAUAUCACCUCUCCCCACACAUCUUACUCUGGUGAUAAUAUGGCAGCUACCUUCUCAGCAGAGAUGCCCAUCAUGGCGCAACACCUGCUCCCAACCCAGCUUGAGGUGCCACUUGGAGGAGUGGUAAACCCCAGAACUCACUGGGGUAAUCUCCCUGUCAACCUCGGGGAUCCCUCACCAUUUAGCAACCUUCUUGGCGCAGAUGGACAUCUUCUUUCCACUUCCCUAUCCACGCCACCCACCACCUCGAACUCAGAGACCACACAGCCUGCCUUCGCCACCGUGACCCCCAGCAGCUCCAGUGUGCUUCCGGGGUUACCACAGACCAGCUUCAGUGGCAUGGGGCCUUCUGCUGAACUAAUGGCCUCCACCUCCCCCAAGCAGCAACUCCCUCAGUUCAGCGCAGCCUUUGGCCACCAGCUGAGUUCUCACAGUGGCAUUCCUAAGGACCUUCAGCCCAGCCACAGCUCUAUAGCCCCUCCUACAGGCUUCACAGUAACAGGUGCCACAGCUACAAGUACCAAUAAUGCAUCUUCUCCCUUUACCUCCCCUAACUGAGCGUGUCUGUGUGCUUGCAGGCAGGUGGGGAACCCGUGUUUUCUAUCUUUGUUUCCUCUUUAACACACCUCUCCCCUUUUCCUACAGAAGAUUUUAAAAUAACAGAGGGGGACUAGAGGGGAACCCGUUUUCCCAGUUAAGCAAGUUGCCCUGCAGCGGAUCUUGCUUCAGUGUUCACAUGUGCUCCUUUGCACUGGUGCUCAUUCCCUCCUGGCAGGUUCACCCAACCCCCACGGCGUCCUUAG
Orycteropus afer afer is the source of this 3447-nucleotide messenger RNA. RefSeq names its product INO80 complex subunit D (gene INO80D). NCBI's taxonomy places the organism in Eukaryota, Metazoa, Chordata, Mammalia, Tubulidentata, Orycteropodidae. The record is from RefSeq and is a predicted model, not a curated record. Gene Ontology annotation, cellular component: nucleus.